Molecule: messenger RNA, 2037 nt
Organism: Condylura cristata (star-nosed mole)
Lineage: Eukaryota; Metazoa; Chordata; Mammalia; Eulipotyphla; Talpidae
Gene: CDKN2C
Product: cyclin-dependent kinase inhibitor 2C (p18, inhibits CDK4)
Exons: 3
Coding region: 1155-1661 (168 amino acids)
Biological process (GO): regulation of cyclin-dependent protein serine/threonine kinase activity; negative regulation of cell population proliferation
Cellular component (GO): nucleus
Molecular function (GO): protein kinase binding; cyclin-dependent protein serine/threonine kinase inhibitor activity
Source: RefSeq, a predicted model, not a curated record
UCUUUUCAAAAAAAGCUGAUGAGGUCGGAAAAAAGGGAGAAGGAACCGGCACCGUCUUUGCAGCGGCAACAGAAGCAGCAAUUGUUUGGGCGAAAAAAGAAGCGAGAGAGGGAAAGAAGGAAAAGAGCAGAAAGAGGGGACGACGCGCAACUGUCUGUGGGGGUGAAGGGAGCCCAGACCGGCGAUUUGAGGGGGACCAGCUACAAAAGAAACUGUCAUUGGGAUCGCUGCGCCGGGAAGGAAGCAGCGCUGCCCAGCUCAGCUCCCGGGCUCUGAAGACUGGCGGCCGCUGCCCUGUAGGCGUCACAGUCUGGGGGCACAGGCCGGGGGGCCGGGAGACGUUGGCAAAGUGGCACCGGACGCCAAGCUGCCGGGCUCUCGCCGAGAGGAAGGCGGGACUGGCUGCGCCCGGGGAUCGUAGCAGCUCCCCAAACUCAGAGCUUGGCCUGCGCAUCCCAGGAUCACCCAGAUCGCUGGAGAGCCCCCCAGAAAACCGGGAAAGGAAGGAAAAAACAGCGACGGCAGUUCCAUGAGCGUCUACAGUAGGAAAUCUGGACUGGCUUGGUCCUAGGCGGGAAGUUACCGGUGGGCUGCCCAGUGCAGCCGUGAUGCUGCGGCCAGCUGCCCCAGCAAUCCCGGCCCCUUAGACGCUUCCCGCAGCGUUCUCCCGCUUCCACCCGCUGCUGAGAGUCCCGGGACCCGGUGGGGCCGGCAUGACCGGCUUGCCGAGGGCCCGCCGAGCGCCCGGCCGUCUCCGGAGCCGCGAGCGGAGCCUGGCUCCCACGGCCUCUGAGGCUCGGCGGGGCUGCGGCAGGCGGGCGGGCGGGCUCCGGCACCUUCCCGCGCGGCGUUAGCCCGCGGCUGGGCCGGGACGCAACUGCAGGCUCCUCCAAGAGAAGCCGAGGCCACCAAGGAGUCGUGAAGACCUGUAACUUGCGGGCCACGGAACUGCUACUCCUGUUUGCCUUCUGAGAUCUUCUUUAACUCUCCGGAGCACGUCAGCAUCCAGCCAUCGCGGCGCUCUCCCGGUAGCGGAGGACUCAGGACUACCCCUUUCGGCGAGACGGAUGGAGACCGAGCCCCUCCGAGGACCUGCCCCUCCAGUUUUGGCUCUCGCGGCUCAUGUCACCACCGUGAACAAGGGACCCUAAAGAAUGGCCGAGCCUUGGGGGAACGAGUUGGCGUCCGCAGCUGCCAGGGGGGACCUAGAGCAACUCAAUAGUUUGUUGCAAAAUAAUGUAAACGUCAAUGCACAAAAUGGAUUUGGAAGGACUGCGCUGCAGGUUAUGAAACUCGGAAAUCCCGAAAUCGCCAGGAAACUACUACUGAGCGGUGCUAAUCCCGAUUUGAAAGACCGAACUGGUUUCGCUGUCAUUCAUGAUGCAGCCAGAGCAGGUUUCCUGGACACUUUACAGACUUUGCUGGAGUUUCAAGCUGAUGUUAACAUCCAGGAUAAUGAAGGGAACCUGCCCUUGCAUUUGGCUGCCAAAGAAGGCCACCUCCCCGUGGUUGAGUUCCUUGUGAAGCACACGGCCAGCAACGUGGGGCAUCGGAACCAUAAGGGGGAUACCGCCUGUGACUUGGCCAGGCUGUACAGGAGGAACGAGGUCGUUAGUUUGAUGGAGGGAAACCGGGCAGAGGGAGCUACGAAUCUGCAGUGAAUGUGGGGAGGGCUCUCCCACACUGCCUAAUAUUUUGUCAGUCAUUGAUUACCUAUCCUAUCUUUAAUAUCAUUUGUUAAAAUUCAGUUUUGUCAUAUUUUAAGCAUCUAGUUAAAUCUUCUGAAACUGCUAAGUGGAAAUCUUAACUACAGGUUUAUGACUAUAUUUAAGCGACAUUAUUUUCACCAGCAAAAUCCUGAGUUCUAACAUGUAAUUGCGAAUAGUUUUUGGCUUUCUUCUGAAUAUUUUAUCGUUUCUUGACUUUUUUUCUUCUUUCUCCCUUUGCCAGUCUCAGUACCCAACUUGGAGACUUUGUUUUUCAAAUGGUUUGUCCUGAUGUUUCUUUUGCCUAAUUAAAACACUUUUUAAAACAGGA